This is a messenger RNA of Kwoniella mangroviensis CBS 8507, 438 nucleotides long. RefSeq lists its product as uncharacterized. Lineage: Eukaryota; Fungi; Basidiomycota; Tremellomycetes; Tremellales; Cryptococcaceae. The record is from RefSeq and is a predicted model, not a curated record. The transcript has a single exon. The coding region runs from base 1 to 438 and encodes 145 amino acids.
AUGUCAGACUUAUCCCACUACGCUAGAAUCGCCCAUUUUCAAGGUUUCACCUAUGGUCUUCGAUCAGCUACCUCGGAAAAUUCAGGAGAUAGGACCGUAGUCGCUGAUCGGAAUUCAUUUGUACUCAAUUAUCCAGGUGAAGGAGAUUGGGGUACUGAUCGACAAUUGGUAUACUCAGCUUAUGGCGGAACCAGCGAACAAGGGUCUCAACUUGUCAGAGCCCUACGUAUCAUGAAAGACGAUGGGAACAUGCAUCCUGCGUCCACAGUGACUUACAAUGGUAAGACUCUUGCACUCAUUGAAAGUGUCAGAGGAAACCCUGGAGCAAAUGGGGAAACUCUCGAGGAAGAUGAAGAGUAUCAUGUUGUUCUCAAGAGAGAAGGUGGAAAUGGUGAUGACCUACAUUUAUUAUUUUCAUCUUACGCUGAGACCUGUUGA